UCUAACACCAUGGCAGUGGAUGUAACUUUUCUGGGCACGGGUGCUGCCUAUCCUUCUCCGAGUCGAGGGGCCUCAGCGACGGUGGUCCGCUUCGAGGGAGACUGCUGGCUGUUUGACUGCGGCGAAGGAACCCAAACUCAGUUCAUGAAAAGUCCUCUGAAAGCAGGUAGAAUUACAAAGAUCUUCAUUACUCAUCUUCAUGGAGACCAUGUCUUCGGCCUUCCUGGACUUCUCUGUACUAUCAGCCUCCAGAGUAGUUCCACCACAAACAAGCAACCUGUUGAGAUUUAUGGACCUCUGGGACUAAGGAGUUUCCUCCGGAGAAUUAUGGACCUCUCCCACUCACAACUCGUCUUCCCUUACGUCGUUCAUGAACUGGUGCCUACACUAGAUCAGUGCCCCAUGGAAGAGCUCAAAGAGGUGCCUUUUGUGGACAGAGACGGUGCCUCAUUGGAAGAAGCACAAGGGAACACUAUUUAUUUGGAUCCAGUAGAAGACUCGUACCUGUUGGUGGACAACGAACAGUUUGUGAUGAAAGCAUUUAGGCUCUUUCACCGAAUACCUUCCUUUGGUUUUGUCGUCGAGGAGAAGCUGCGGCCCGGAAAACUCAAUGUGCAGAAGCUGAAGGAGCUAGGAGUUCAGCCGGGCCCCUUGUAUGGUAAACUGAAGGAUGGUGUUACUAUUGUCCUGGAAAAUGGGACAUCUGUAUCUCCCUCAGAUGUCUUAGAAGAACCUUUUCCAGGAAGAAAAAUUUGUAUCUUAGGAGAUUGUUCCAGUAUUGUUGGAGAUGGAGCGGUGAGGCUUUGUUACGAAGCAGAUCUGUUGGUUCACGAAGCCACGCUGGAUGACACCCAAGUGGCCAAGGCCUACGAGCAUGGCCACAGUACUCCCAAAAUGGCGGCCGAGUUUGCAAAGCUGUGCAAAGUGAAGAAACUGGUUCUGUCUCACUUCAGCCAGAGGUAUAAGCCAGCCAGUCAGGUUGGUGAAGGUGAUAUGGAUGUUACGGAAUUGAAGAGACAAGCAGAGCUGGUGUUGGAUGGACAAGAAGUGGUAUUAGCAGAAGAUUUCAUGACCAUUGGUAUUCCAAUGAAAAACAAACAUUGUGCUACCUGACUAUGGAAGGGAGAAAUU
Molecule: messenger RNA, 1131 nt
Organism: Euleptes europaea (tarantolino)
Lineage: Eukaryota; Metazoa; Chordata; Lepidosauria; Squamata; Sphaerodactylidae
Gene: ELAC1
Product: elaC ribonuclease Z 1
Exons: 3
Coding region: 10-1113 (367 amino acids)
Cellular component (GO): nucleus
Molecular function (GO): 3'-tRNA processing endoribonuclease activity
Source: RefSeq, a predicted model, not a curated record